This is a messenger RNA of Thunnus maccoyii (southern bluefin tuna), 1883 nucleotides long. Its product is annotated as E3 SUMO-protein ligase ZBED1-like. The record is from RefSeq and is a predicted model, not a curated record. Lineage: Eukaryota; Metazoa; Chordata; Actinopteri; Scombriformes; Scombridae. The transcript is spliced from 2 exons. The coding region runs from base 432 to 1145 and encodes 237 amino acids. Gene Ontology annotation, molecular function: protein dimerization activity.
UUUAAACAAGUGUUUUGCACACACCAUCAACCUUGCCGCGCAGAGAGCUCUAAAGCUGCUGCCUAUGUUAUGACUGCUGGGGAGGAUUCAGAGAAUCACAGGAUUUUUCCACCGCAGUGCCACCGCAAAUCAUGCCCUUGAGCAGAAACAGAAGCUUUUGGAGCUGCCAGCCCAUAAGUUGAAGACGGAUGUGGCUACAAGAUGGAAUAGCGUGUUCGAGAUGAUAGAAGGGUUCCUCGAGCAGCAGCCAGCCAUUUGCGCUCCUCUCCUCUCUCCUCAGGUGAGGAAAUGUGAAGCACACCUCUGCACACUUAACGAAACAGAUGUCACCAACACAGAAGAAGUAGCUAUGUCCCUAAAGCAAAUGAAAGAGGCAACAAACAUAAUGUCUGAGGAUAGCACACCAACGUUGUCGGUGAUAGCUCCACUGCAUGCACAGCUACUCCACGACACAGAAGCAGGCUUCUGUGGUGACACACCAAUCGUCCGGGAAAUCAAACAGGCGAUCCACGAAGAUCUGGCCAAGUGUUGUGGAAAAGAAUAUGCUCCACGCUGCUUCUACCCUGGAUCCCAGAUUUAAAGCACUGCCUUUCCUCUCCCAAGAUGAACAACAGGACAUACGCUCCAAGGUGAUUGCUGAGGCUGCAGCACUUGAGCAGGAGGAGCCUGAGGACCAUGCUGAAGAGCCAGAUGGUCCAGGCAAAGGCCUAGAUGAUGAUGAAGCAGAAGGCCCUGCCUCCAAAAGAAGAACAUCAUCUUCUUCACUGGUGAAUCUAUUGGGCAAGACGUUUGCUGAAGUCAGAAUUGUUUUCCCUAAAUCUGCCCACACCACAGCUGAGGAGGAGAUGAAACAAUAUCUGGAGGUCCCCCCACUAUCACUGUCAGAAGAUCCCCUCAGCUGGUGGAGGUCCCACGAGAUUGUCUUUCCCCUAAUGGCCAAAUUGGCUAAGCGCUAUCUAUGCAUCCCUGGUACUAGCAUUGCGGCAGAGAGGGUAUUCUCAUCUGCUGGGGACAUAGUAACUGCACAGUGGAGCAUGCUCACUCCAGAACAUGUAGAGCAGCUUCUGUUUCUACAGAAGAACCUAGACAUUUCAGACAGUGGUGGACUUGUGGCUGCAGUAACAAUCAAUCAGGCAGAGAAAUGAACUAUGAACUUGUGACACGUGUGCACACACAUGUCUGAAUGUAUGUUUGUCCACGUCCUGUCUGAUUCUAAAGCAUGUGACCAGACGUGCCAAAACUGAGACUUAUAAAUGGUCUGGUGUUGACCAUACCAGAUUGUCACGGUUCCAAAAACUGUUGUCUGCUGAAAUUAACAGCUUAAAUAGAAAUACAUUACAGUACAUUUUCAGUGUUUUUAAGUUGUUUUUGUUUCAACUCCAGCACCUACUAAAACAUUUGUUGGGGAUGUGCAUUUGUCUACUCCUCUUACCUUGACAGGUUAAACACAUUCAAAGAAGAUUAACAACUGAAUUUAGAGGCAGUGGUUGUGGCCUCUUGUGAUUAUGAUAAUUGUUUUCCCAAUUCCAUUUCGCAGUUGUACACCAUCUAUUGCACUCUUAAGUCAAAGUGCAGUGUACUUUUAAAAAUGUGAAGUAAUGAAAAAAAGCCAUGUGUUGAAUGUGUGAUCGAGGAAGUGAAGUAAAGUUAACUUGCCUGUUAUAUUAUUCGGCUACUUCUGAUGUUAGCAAUUAUAAUGCAGUAUUUCAGAUGGAGACCUCUGGCCUUUAUUUGAGUCCAUACUCCAGGGAAGUUAAGUUCACAUUUUAAAAGUCAACCACUAGUUACAGCAAUUUACAGCUAAAUGAAGCAGGCAGCUAUUGUUUGUUUAAUUUUGUUAUUUAAGUAUGAAUUACAAAGUUAAAGAAUUCAAGUUAUUAUUU